This is a messenger RNA of Aptenodytes forsteri (emperor penguin), 879 nucleotides long. It is a transcript of the gene FEZ1, whose product is annotated as fasciculation and elongation protein zeta 1. The record is from RefSeq and is a predicted model, not a curated record. The transcript has 7 exons. Gene Ontology annotation, cellular component: axon; cytoplasm. NCBI's taxonomy places the organism in Eukaryota, Metazoa, Chordata, Aves, Sphenisciformes, Spheniscidae. Bases 1 to 879 code for a protein of 292 amino acids.
AUGGAGGCGCCCCUGGUAAGCCUGGAGGAGGAGUUCGAGGAGGGGCCUGGGGACGAUGGGGGGACCCCGCAACGCACUGCGGACCCGGCGCUGGCCGAGCUGGAGAGCUUCUCGGCUGAGAUGAUGAGCUUCAAGUCGAUGGAGGAUCUGGUGCAGGAAUUCGAUGAGAAGCUCACUGUCUGCUUCCGCAACUACGAUGCUGCCACCGAGGGUCUGGCCCCCGUGCGGGGGCAUCUCCAGGCGCAGGAGGAGGAGGAGCGCCUCCAGGAUGAGGAGGUCUGGGAUGCUCUCACCGAUGGCUUCGCCCCCCGGGGCUCCCCCCGGCCCUGGCGCUCCCCCAAACUCCCCUGUCCCUGCAUGACCCCCUGCCUGUGUCUCCUGCAGCUCUGCGAGAAGGAGGAGGAGGAGGAGGAGCUCACUGAGAGGAGUGAGCAAGACUCGGGCAUCAACGAGGAGCCGCUGCUGACAGCUGAGCAGGUCAUCGAGGAGCUGGAGGAGCUGAUGCAGAGUUCGCCCGACCCUGAGGCUGACCCUGAGGGUGAUGAGGACGAGGAGGAGGAAGAGGAGGAAACAGAGGCCGAUGCUGAAGGCGAAGGUGGUGGCGGGGGCACGGAGCCCAUCCUUCUGCGCGAGCUGCGUGCUUUCUCCCCUGCCUUGAACAACAACUGCUCCCACGAAGCACUCGGCGUUUUGCAAAACGCACUGUGCCGUUCGUUAAAGACCUUCGGCCCCGCCGCCAACGAGAAGCAGUACCUGAACACGGUGAUUCCCUACGAGAAAAAGGGGUCGCCACCCUCCGUCGAGGACCUGCAGAUGCUCACCAACAGUGAGUAUUCAUUCAAGCUGCCGUUCUGGGGCAGAAUCAGCUGUUUUGCAUGA